Molecule: messenger RNA, 1776 nt
Organism: Penicillium maclennaniae
Lineage: Eukaryota; Fungi; Ascomycota; Eurotiomycetes; Eurotiales; Aspergillaceae
Exons: 4
Coding region: 1-1776 (591 amino acids)
Source: RefSeq, a predicted model, not a curated record
AUGUGGCCCAGACAACGUGAGGUCCAAUGUGACCCUCACCGAAGGCGCAGAAUCCUAUCGCCCCUAGCGGCCAACACCGAAAACACCCUUGAGAUGUCAUUCACAUCAGACCCCGACGAGAAAGUGACUGAUCACCGAUUCGAGAGGAAAAUGGUCACUAUUGCCCCUUCAGCGCCGACCGGGAAAAGACCUAUCCGAAAACCCACUGUAUCAGUCCAGAGAGCCCUUCGGAAGUUGCAACAGAGUGAUCUCGUGGAUUUACUCAACGAUGUGCAAGAAGAAAGAAUAACGCUGGUCCACUCCACAAGGGUGGUGGAGCCGGGCUCUGUUGCGACCUAUUUCCAUUCUCCGUCAUCGUUCACUUUCUUCUUCUACCACUAUCCAGGCUCACAUGCAAUACUCUUGAUUUGGACGCAAUGGGAAGGGGCGGUGUCGGUCAAGAACAUCGCACUGCAAAGGUAUGUGCUGCUUGACAUAUUCGCCAUCGCGGAGGGAGAGGGCACCAAGGUCAUGCAAACGGUAGGAACGAUCCGCACCGAUAUAAGAGACGAAGCUCACACGUUGCAGAUGAAGGUUCAAGGAGUCAAUCAGAUUGAUGCAGAUCGCUUGAAAGAGGAGGCUUUCGCCAGACAAGACACGUCAAUCCCCGAGGUGUUUGGCCAGGUGAAUGCUGACUCCGAGUACAAUUAUCGACCUUUUCGAAAGGUGUGGUUUGCUAUAGCCCUAUGCGACCAUAGUGCCUUUAUGCUCUCUAUGGCCAAUGCCGCUAUGUUUUUGGAUGAAGCACGCAAUCCAGGCACCUUUCAGUAUGAAGAUAGUGCAGAAGCCCUUAGGUACUAUGGCCAGUGCGUAGAGCAAAUCACAGCGCGUCUCUCCAACCCUGAAGACUGCACCAGUGAAGGGGUCAUCACAACCAUUCUCGGUCUUAUCUGUCAUGAUUUGUAUGUAGGAACGCUAGAUCGUUGGGCGUUUCAUGUACGUGGUCUUGCACAGCUAGCUAGGCUUCGAGGUGGCUUCCAUGGAAUGAGCAAGGACAUUCAACUGUUCGCUUGCUGGUUCGAUGUGAUGGGAUCGGUGGUUCGAGAUCAGCGACCGCAAUUAGUCGGGUAUCAUCAAUAUUCUGCGACUGAAAGCACACAAUCAGAUCCACAGAGUAUGAGCCUCCACGCUAUUUCUCAUGAAGCCACAGCCACACCUCCUGAGUUGGCUGGUGUUUUAGAAACACUGAAGCAAAGUGCGGUGAUAGCCGAGUUUGUGAACACUCACUCCGAUCACCCAGAGUUCUGGAGAACAGAGGCCGACUUGACACCUCUUCAAAUGCUGGGACCUAUCAUGAACCAAUUGCUGUCUCUACCAAGAUGUGAAUAUCCGACGGCAAGCCCUUAUGAAAUAGUCCGAGAAUUGGCGCGGCUCAGCCUGCUCAUUCUGACAUCUGAGCUCAGAAGAUUUUACGGAAUGAGUGCACCCGAGAUCUCGUUGUUGAAUGCAAAGAUCUACAAACUAUUAAAGUUCAUCGAAGCUAGGCAGGAGAAGAUCUUGAUGCCAAAGCUGCAGCUGUGGGCAAUUAUUACCGCGGCUCUGUUUCAGAAAUCAGAAAUGAGGAUGAAAAGUUACGUUCAAUUAAUAUCCUUGAGGAUGGCGAUGAUGGAUAUUCGGGAUGGAAAUGCCGCAGUACAACUUUCUCGCAGAAUCGUUUGGAUCGAUGUGGUAGCAAGUCAAGCUACUGUUCACAAUUUGAUAUCCAUGAUAGACGCUUACCAAUCAAAAGACAUUUGA